GAAAGACAAAAACAGAAAGGGGGAGUCAGUCAAGUGGAGGUCAGUUGGUCAACCAAAAUCUUGUUGACAAAGAAACUAUAUAAAAAAAAUAAAAAAUAAAAACCUGAUUAGGUCAAUCAUGUGGUUAGGAUUGCAUCUAGAAACGCCGCCGUAUAUCGUCAAAUUCCAACAACCGAUUGCAUCAUCCGUCAGGUUUUCUUGAACCUGUUUACGGCGCCGUUUGCAAAACUUGUUUUAACCUGGCGUGGCCGCCUAGGUGCAGAUACGUUACUGAAUUACUAAAAGGCCCCUGAAUUAAGGUCUAUGGCGGUUACAUAUCCAACGGCACAAUUUUCAAAAACUUAACCUUCAAAAGGUUAAACCCCUUCAAGAGCCGAAUUUCUUUUCAGAAACAAAGCAAUCAAUCGAAUUCUUUGACCGCUAAAUCAGCCAAUGUUUUGAUUAUUCCAUAACUCUCAAUCGGCCGAACACAGCACAAUCAUCAUUCUGUUUUGGCUCUCUUUUUAUUUUAUUUUAUUUUUAUCGAUUUUCUCUUUGUUGAAUCUUGUUUUUGUUCUUGUUGUUUUUAAUUUUAGUUUAUAUAAGUGGGUAUUGUUGUGUUCUUGUGUUUUUGUAGGCUUUGAAUUCAGUUGGAUUCGUUAUGGAUCCAAGAUGGGUAUAUUCUUCUACCAAGACUCAUUCACGAAGCCCUCUUCAAGACCGGUUUCUUCAAAGAAAGAACUGUGAAAACCUGGACAGAUUUAUACCGAAUAGGUCAGCUAUGGACUUCGAUUAUGCACAUUAUAUGCUGACAGAAGGGAGGAAAGGCAAAGAGAACCCAACUACCGUUUGGAAUUCACCAUCAAGAGUGGCAUACCAGAAGCAGCUAGCUGAUGCUUUUAAUAUCAACCGGACUCGAAUUUUGGCCUUUAAGAAUAAACCACCUGCUCCUAUUGAUCCAAUCCCUCAUGAGCUUUUGUCACCAUCAUCUUCACCAUCUGUUCAUAAGCCUAAAACUGCCAAGUCUCGGCGUCACAUUCCUCAGAGUUCAGAGAGGACGUUAGAUGCACCAGAGAUUGUUGAUGAUUUCUACUUGAAUUUGCUGGAUUGGGGUAGUAGCAAUAUGCUUGCAAUUGCUCUUGGAGAUACCGUUUAUCUUUGGGAUGCUUCAAAAAGUUCUACCUCUGAACUUGUCACUGUUAAUAGUGAAGAUGGUCCUGUUACUAGUGUCAGCUGGGCUCCGGAUGGACGUCACAUUGCCAUAGGCUUGAACAGUUCUGAUGUUCAGAUAUGGGACCAUAGUGCUAAUCGCCAGCUAAGAACAUUAAGAGGUGGCCAUCGGUUACGAGUAAAUUCACUAGCUUGGAAUAAUUACAUUCUUAGUACUGGAGGAAUGGAUGGAAAAAUCAUCAAUAAUGAUGUGAGAAUAAGAGAGCACAUUGUUGAAACAUAUAGGGGACACCAACAGGAAGUUUGUGGACUGAAAUGGUCAGCUUCAGGCCAGCAAUUAGCAAGUGGAGGGAAUGACAAUCUUCUUUUCAUAUGGGAUAGAUUAAUGACAUCUUCGCGUUCACCAACCCAAUGGCUCCACAGGAUUGAAGAACACAGAGCUGCAGUGAAAGCCCUUGCUUGGUGUCCCUUCCAAAGCAAUCUAUUAGCGUCUGGUGGAGGUGGGGGUGACAGGUGCAUAAAGUUCUGGAACAGUCAUACUGGCACAUGCUUGAAUUCAGUAGACACAGGCUCGCAGGUUUGUUCUUUAUUGUGGAACCAGCAUGAGCGUGAAUUACUAAGCUCCCAUGGGUUUACUGAUAACCAGCUCACUCUAUGGAAGUAUCCAUCUAUGUUAAAGAUGGCUGAGCUAAAGGGCCAUACCUCUAGAGUCCUCUUCAUGGCUCAGAGUCCAGAUGGAUGCACAGUUGCAUCUGCAGCUGGGGAUGAGACACUGCGAUUUUGGAAUGUAUUUGGAACUCCAGAAGGGGCAAAAGCUGCACCAAAAUCAAACCCUGAGCCAUUUGCCCAUAUAUCUCGUGUCCGUUGAAGAUCAUUAGCUCAAGUGGUGGCUGGUUACUUAUGGUGAAAAGAAAGACUGGCAGAACUCCUGAUUAUCAGCGAACAUGUCUUUGUUUAUCAUCUUAUAGGAAACUUGUUUAGAACAAAAAAAAAAAAAAAAGAUGAAUCACAGUAUAGUCAUUGCAAUGUACUGCAACCUUGUACCAGGAUGGAAUCACCAUCUUGUUGAGCCAUAAAUUGCUGCCAAUUUAUAAACUCGUAUACUUCGCUGUGGUGCUUCUGGUUCAUAAUAUGAUAUAUUUUAAGCUUUUAUCCUCGAGAGUGGGGAAUCUUGUGCAUCAGGAGCUCUUGUGUUAUUUGAGCCAGCCCUUGAAGGAAAGAAGGUGAGUAGCAAAAGCCAAAAGACAUGGAAGAAGGAUAUGCAUCCAAUGCCUAUCAGGAAAGUAUCCAGACCUCGCUUUUAAUAUAUAAAGUGAGCUUGAUGAUCCCAACCUGCUCUCAUAAUAACAUGAAAUAAAGUUUAGGCCAUACGAAAAGUGCAAAUUGUCCUAUUUUUGUCAUGACUUUCUAUGAUAUUAUUGCAUUCUAUUAUGUAAAUAUAUAUAAAUAAUUAAAGGAAUUCUCAAUUUCCUAUUGGCAACAAAAGGUCCAAGAAAAGGGCAAAUGGAGCCUCCAAAAUUCCUAUUAUUAAGCUAAAGGGAAGCAAAAAGCGAAUGGUUGGUCCUAUUUGUCAGUGUACGGCCUUGAUUAACCCUUCUGUAUUAGAUAAGAUGAGGGGGCAGGCUUGAAAGCAACAAAACUUUAGUGGAAACCAAUGUACUAUUAGCAACUUACAUAUCAAGAUUCUUGGUUUAUUUUGACAGUUAAACUACCUUAAAUCUUACUCCUAUCCGGAUUGGAAUGUGAUA
Messenger RNA from Ricinus communis (castor bean), 2897 nucleotides. RefSeq names its product cell division cycle 20.2, cofactor of APC complex. The record is from RefSeq and is a predicted model, not a curated record. The coding region runs from base 641 to 2017 and encodes 458 amino acids. Gene Ontology annotation, cellular component: anaphase-promoting complex. Lineage: Eukaryota; Viridiplantae; Streptophyta; Magnoliopsida; Malpighiales; Euphorbiaceae. Gene Ontology annotation, molecular function: protein binding; ubiquitin ligase activator activity; anaphase-promoting complex binding. The transcript has 8 exons. Gene Ontology annotation, biological process: positive regulation of ubiquitin protein ligase activity; positive regulation of anaphase-promoting complex-dependent catabolic process; anaphase-promoting complex-dependent catabolic process.